GGCCAUCAUAAUAGUUCUGAUGAAAGAGCACACAUGAAUAAGUCUGAGGUAAUAGUUCGACAUUUCGCCUCUAACUUGCUUAAACCGGGUUUUUUGUUCAGCUGUUUUGUCGCUAACACUUUCCAUGAGCUCUCAUGACAUGUUGGUCAUCCUCCAGGACGGACCGUGUAGGAGCAAAGACCAAGUAGACGGCACAGGGGUGAGCAUGGACAGCAAGAAGGGAGUCAAGGUGACGGGAAAAUGCGCCCCUGUGGACUGGGUGGGCGGACGAGGCCCCAACAUCGACCACACACCCUGUGGCUCCAUCAGCCCUCCAGACGUUUCUACCGUCAUCACUAUCCGAUGUCCCAAACCCAACGAGCCAUUUGGUGACCACGGGAUGAACAAACCCGACCCGGCGGGGGACCGGAUCCAGGAGGCGAACCCUCAAAAUAGGGUUUGGCACAGCGAGACAGGACUGGCCAGGCACACCGUGGAGGAGUUAAAGACCCUGGUGCGGGACAGUCCUGCACUCAACCCUGCGGGGAGUUUUAACUCCCACCAGAAGUGCAGUGGCCGAGGCGGGUGGGCUGUCCCUAGCAUGCAGCAGGAGGUCAACUCACAAAAAGCGUUCAGGACCUUCAAACCUCCACCUAGCGCUUCCAGAGAGGGGGACACAUUCAGUGACAGCACUUCUAUUCAGCCUCCUGCCUGCGUGGAUUCUUCCAGCUCGUUCACAGCUGAUGCCAACAAAAAAAGGCAACCGCAAUUCCACACGCUCAAAUGCGACAGCUGCGGUUUCUACGGAGAGAUGAAAGCGCUUCGCUCAGAUAACGGAAACGAGAUCCUGGACAUCACAAGGAACCAAAGGUUUAUCUCCCCGAUGGAGCAGAUUAAGCAGCAGAUUGCCAGAGAAAACAUCAACUUUGUCCGCUUUGAGGCCACAGACUUGCAUGGCGUGUCCAGAUCCAAGACCGUGCCUGUCCGCUUCUUCCAUGAAAAGGCCGUGUAUGGAGUUCCGAUGCCAAGGAGCUACUUGGAGCUGACACUGAGUCCAAAGAGUAACGAAGUGGAUCACGGCAACGCCGCCAACUUCAGCAGCGACAUUCUCCUGAUUCCUGAUCUUACCACGUUCAGGAUCCUACCCUGGGCCGAACAGACGGCGAGGGUCAUCUGCGACCCCUGCACGGUGACAGGAAACCCCCUCCGCACCUCACCUCGCCUCAUCGCAAAGCAGCUGCUGGGCCAGCUCCAAAGCCUAGGCUUCUCCCUGCAUGCCUCCUUCAGCUACGAGUGCUGUGUCCUCGGUGCGCCGGACCGUAUCGGACCUAAGACGCUCCUGUUCCCAGCCACCACCCUGCUGAGCAACCACGACCUGCCUUUCUUCCAGCAGCUAGUGGACAGCAUGUACUGCAUGGGCGCCGACAUCGACAGCAUGGCCUCCGCCAGCGGGCCCGGCCAGAUGGAGAUUAACCUGCGUCCGGAGUUUGGGAUCGCAGCCGCCGACAGCGCCUUUACCUUCCGCACCGGCAUCAAAGAAAUGGCUCGCAAACACAGCUACAUCGCUAGCUUCUUUACAGACGAUGGUCUCUACAACGCUGGCGUGCUGUCCCACAGUUUGUGGGAUGCCAACGGCCGCCGCAGCCUCUUCCAAAGUGGGGAGAAGUCGGGUGACCUGUCAGACAUCGGCCGCAAAUGGCUGGCCGGGCUCCUUACGCACUCGGCCGCCCUCAGCUGCCUGAUGUCACCUGGCCUUGGAUGCCGCAGCCACAUCGCCAAGACAAUCAAAGACCCUAAGCGGAUGCUGUACGCCACCUGCGGCUGUAACGACAACAGCAGCUCCUUCAACAUUAAGAGCCACGGUGGGCGGGAGACCCACAUCGACAACAAACUGGGCUCAGCCAUGGCCAACCCUUACGUUGUGCUGGCGGCCACCGCUGCCGCCGGACUGGACGGGAUCAGACGCAACCUGAGCAUGGAAAGCAGCUUUCACAAGGCGCCGAACCAGCAGAAGGACUUUGCCAUUCCAGUGAAACUGGAAGAUGCUCUGGAGGCGCUGGGUGAGGAUCACAUAAUCCGCAGUGCCCUCGGGGAGCCCUUUGUCCAGUACUUCAUCGCCAUGAAGAAGUUUGAGAUUGAGACCCAAGAACUGGACGACGAGCGAAACAAGUGCUUGGAGUAUUUUAUCUAGAAAGUUCUCCCCUGUCAAAUCAAAGCAUGAGACUUGAAUAAUGUUUGAACAGAUUUCAUUUUGAAUUUAUAUCAUGGCUUUUUUGAUAUUCAAAAUAAAGGUGAAGUGGCCCUACAU
This is a messenger RNA of Nerophis lumbriciformis (worm pipefish), 2287 nucleotides long. RefSeq names its product lengsin, lens protein with glutamine synthetase domain (gene lgsn). Gene Ontology annotation, molecular function: glutamine synthetase activity. The record is from RefSeq and is a predicted model, not a curated record. NCBI's taxonomy places the organism in Eukaryota, Metazoa, Chordata, Actinopteri, Syngnathiformes, Syngnathidae. Gene Ontology annotation, biological process: lens morphogenesis in camera-type eye. Gene Ontology annotation, cellular component: membrane; cytoplasm.